AUGCAAGACCACAGUAGUAGCAUGACUGACAAUUCUUUACAAAAGCUCUUUAAAGGUCAAACACUUAUAUCCUCAUACUUUACUAGUAUGUCCAAAGAGGUUACACAGGUUUCAGUCCAAUCAGACUCCAAUCAGACACAAAUUGAAGCUCAAAUUCAACCAAAAGAAACUGCAGAAGUCGAACAAACAUCAGAGCAACCUUCACAACAAACUACAGAAGCUCAAGUUGUUUCAGUCCAAUCAGACUCAAAUCAGACACCAAACAUACGCAAAGUUCAACUAAAAACUUACACUCCUACAGAACCAGAAGGUGUCUUCUCAUUCUCAACAACAGAAGCAAGAUAUAGAAGACUCAUUGCAGCUUAUCCAAACAAUUUGUCCUUAACAGACAACAAUGACUAUGAUAGAUAUUUCAAAAGUAUAAUAAAACCAGUCGAAACAUUAGAAAACAAAGUUCAAAACCCGACAGUAAUGGUUGACUUUUUCUUGUCGAAUUUGCCUUAUGUUUCAACUAUGAUAUCUCUUCAAGCAAUUGACGAGUUCAUUAUUUGCUGUGAACCAAACUUAAGAGAACAGCUAUAUGAAACACUCAACGACUUUCGUCCUUAUCCUUUAACUUACAAUUGGAAAGAAGAUGAAAACAAACGCGGUUCUUUCUCCUGGAAUCUUUCCAUUGUUGCUCCAGCUGGUGUAGCUGCACAUCCAUUCGAAAUAUAUCCAAAAUUGCAUUACGAAAACAAUAUGCAUAUUAUAACAACAGCCGCUUUAGAUAUUCCUGAACGGAUACCAGAUGGAGAAGAAGUUUCAAUAAUAUCUGUUCAAGCAAACCGAGUUGCAAUGCCACUUACAGUAUGCAAAUUCACUCACUCAAGCAGACAAUUCUAUCAAAAUCUUGAGUUCGUUUUUACUGGCACAGCCAAAAUGCUUCUCAAAAAACCAGAACAAACCAAAAUAACCAUCGAGAGAGGGUCAAAGUUGCUAUUUGUCACUUUUCCACAAGAAUCUAAUGGGGAAAAAGUUAUCAUAUAG
Trichomonas vaginalis G3 is the source of this 1029-nucleotide messenger RNA. RefSeq names its product attachment subunit-related family. The transcript has a single exon. Lineage: Eukaryota; Parabasalia; Trichomonadida; Trichomonadidae. Bases 1 to 1029 code for a protein of 342 amino acids. The record is from RefSeq and is a predicted model, not a curated record.